AACCGGUAUAAAAGCUUCGAUCGAUUAGCUGAUGUAGUUUGAUCUCUGUGACGGUCAACGGUAACGACCAUGGCAAGGGCAGCGAUUGUUAUUUGCGCUUUGCUCGCAGUACAGCUGUUUGGAGCGUACGCUGCCGACAGCUGGAAGCUGGUUCCUGACGAGUCAGGCCGAUUGCGUUUGAUCAACACCAAUCCGUACGAUAUCCCGGAGGGCGAGAGUGAAAUUGAACCCCUGUUCACCCCGGAGACCGAUGUGAUUUUCCGUCUGUUCACGCGCCGCAAUCCGGCCCACGGCCAAGUGCUGCAGUGGAACAAUCCGGCCUCGGUGCAGAACUCCAACUUUGUCGCCUCGCACCCGACGCGCUUCACCAUCCACGGCUGGAACGGUGGCGAAACGUCCGGGCUGCAUGCAAACAUCCGCCAGAACUAUCUCAGCGUGGGAGACUACAACGUGAUCGCCGUGGACUGGGGUGCAGGAGCGCAGACGGCCAACUACAUUGCGGCCCGCAAUCGUGUCGCUUCCGUGGGUGACAUUAUCUCGCGCAUGGUUAACACUCUCGUGUCGGCCACGGGAACGUCGCGCAACAAUAUCUACCUGAUUGGACAUAGCUUGGGUGCGCAUGCGGCUGGCAAUGCGGGCAAGAUGCAGAACGGGCAGCUGAACACGAUCGUCGGUCUGGAUCCGGCGGGACCGCUGUUCUCGCUUUCGGAUGCGGACAUUAUGGCACCGCGCGACGCUCAGUACACGGAAGCUGUCUUCACCAAUGCCGGUCUGCUGGGUUUCGAUCUGCCGCUGUCGGAUGCUAACUUCUACCCGAACGGAGGUCGCUCGCAGCCGGGCUGUGGUAUCGAUGUGUCUGGUAACUGUGCCCACUCGCGCGCUCACGAACUGUACGCGGAAUCGGUUUCGACAACUGUUGGUUUCCGUGCGACACGUUGCGCCAACCAUGGCGAGAUUGUGGCGGGACAGUGUACGCCAACGGGCAAUGCUAACAUGGGCGGUGAACCGUCGAACCAGGGCCGUGGUGUAAAUGGCAUGUUCAUUGUCUCCACCAACGGUAACUCUCCGUUUGCCCAGGCGUUUGUGCUGCUUGCUACGCAGCUGCUUCUCGUUGCGUCCCUCCCGGUGGAUAACUCCAACUGGCAUCUCGUACCGGACAGCGAUGGCAGGCUGCAUCUCGUCAAUAUCAACCCGUACGCUCUGCCCGACGAUUCGUUCGUUCCAAACUUUGUCCCCGAGCAGGACCUGAUCUUCCGGCUGUUUACCCGCUCGAACCCAACCACACCGCAGGUGCUGGAGUUUGGCAAUGCCGGCUCUAUUGCGGCGUCCAACUUUAACCCGGCCCAUCCGACCCGCUUCACCAUUCACGGCUGGAACAGCAACGGAAAUGAUGGCAUGAACACGAACAUCCGCGACCGGUAUCUCAGCAUCGGUGACUACAACAUGAUCAGCGUCGACUGGAGUGCUGGUGCUGUGAACCCGAACUACAUUGCGGCCCGCAAUGCUGUCGGGCCGGCAGGUGCGGCGGUAGCUUCGUUUAUCGAUCAGCUGGUUGCUGCCGGUGCUUCCACGGACAAUAUAUACGUGAUUGGGUUCAGUCUGGGUGCGCACGUUGCCGGCAAUGCCGGAAAGGGCCAGAAUGGGCGCGUGAACACGAUUAUUGCACUCGAUCCGGCUGGGCCACUGUUUUCUCUUGGACAGCCGGAUGCCGUUUCCCCGGCCGAUGGUCGGUAUGUGGAGAUGAUCAUGACCAAUGGUGGUUUGCUGGGUAGCAGUACGCCGAUGGGACAGGCCACGUUCACACCGAACGGUGGACGUACGCAACCUGGUUGUGGAACGGACAUUGCCGGUGGUUGUGCUCAUGGACGUGCGCCCGCUUACUAUGCAGAGUCCAUCACUAGCUCGGUGCCGUUCCGUGCUACGAGAUGCGCCAGUAUGCAGGAGGUUGUCGAGGGCAACUGUACGCCAAGUGGACCGGACGCGAACAUGGGUGAAAUCGAUGAAACGGGCGACAGCAGCUCCCACAGCAUUGAUGUGAUUGCGGGACGUGACGUAGUUCGGGUUCUGCGCACCGCCACCCCAGUCAACGACGAUCACGUUGAUGUCGGCACGGUCCAAGCGCACUCAGACUGCAACGACCGAUCGAUCAUGAAGCCGUGCAUCGUUCAACUAUCACUACUGCUGCUGCUGCUACUAAUCAGUGCGGUUUUGUGUGAUGUCCCUCCGUGUGGUACCGAUAGAACUGCCGUUCCCAAGAACAUCGAAACGUUCGAGUGCUUAAACCAGACGGAACUGCAACACCAAAGGCUACUCGCCAGUUCGCUACGGUUUGACGCAAAGUCGGGCACGCGUUUCUUUCUCUGGACGGUGUCGCCGUCCGGCAACGGAACCACGCAUCGCGAAGAGUUAAAGUUUAACGAUCUGGCCGCGUUGCGGAACUCCAGCUUUAAUCCUCGCAAUCCAACGCGCAUUCUCAUCCACGGUUGGCUCAACGACUGGACGUCGGACGCGGUUCGUGGGCUUGCCGGUGCGUAUCUGGCGAAAGGUGCGCACAAUGUUAUCGGCAUCGACUGGUCAGCUGGUGCCGGUACGAUAGUGUAUCUUGCAGCGCGGUUACGUGUGGGAGCGGUUGCUGGUGUGAUUGCGGCCCAGAUAGCACUACUGCUUCAGGCCGGCCAACAUCCGGCCCAGAUUGUGCUCGUCGGCCACAGUCUGGGAGCGCACAUUGCCGGUCUGACGGGGAAACAGUUUCAAGCCGUGCCCAAACUGGCCGCCAUCAUAGCGCUCGACCCAGCGGGACCACUGUUUGCGGGCGAUCAGCCCUCAGAGCGUGUGGAUGCGCUGGACGCCGAGUACGUGGAGGUAAUACACACCAACAAGGGGGUGCUCGGCCAUCGGGAUGCACUGGGGCAGGCUGAUUUCUAUCCCAACGGUGGCCAAUCGCAGCCCGGCUGUCUGACGAACACCUGCAGCCACAAUCGAGCGGUCGAGUACUUCCGGCGAACGCUCACCGUGAGCAGGGUGCCGCUGUACGUGGGGCACCGCUGCGAGACGGGUAGCGUUAAUGACGGCUGUGACGGUGUGCGGGCGGUCAUGGGCGGUGAUCUGAACGAUAUCUACAAAGCGAAGAUGAGCGGGUUGUUUUAUCUCGCGAUCGGUAAAUAAAUGGCGUGCGAUAAUUACGUGACGCGAGGUAGACAUGUCAUAAUACUAGGUUACGAUUUCGCUUUAUGUGCGGAAAUUUACAUUAAUCUUCUUACGAACUAGUAAACAAAAACUGUGCUCUAUUGCUGUAAAA
Messenger RNA from Anopheles gambiae (African malaria mosquito), 3298 nucleotides. RefSeq lists its product as uncharacterized. The transcript is spliced from 5 exons. Gene Ontology annotation, biological process: lipid metabolic process. The record is from RefSeq and is a predicted model, not a curated record. The coding region runs from base 70 to 3165 and encodes 1031 amino acids. Gene Ontology annotation, molecular function: lipase activity. NCBI's taxonomy places the organism in Eukaryota, Metazoa, Arthropoda, Insecta, Diptera, Culicidae.